This is a messenger RNA of Lipotes vexillifer (Yangtze River dolphin), 3048 nucleotides long. RefSeq names its product seizure related 6 homolog like (gene SEZ6L). Gene Ontology annotation, cellular component: neuronal cell body; endoplasmic reticulum. The transcript has 17 exons. NCBI's taxonomy places the organism in Eukaryota, Metazoa, Chordata, Mammalia, Artiodactyla, Lipotidae. The coding region runs from base 1 to 3048 and encodes 1015 amino acids. Gene Ontology annotation, biological process: regulation of protein kinase C signaling; synapse maturation. The record is from RefSeq and is a predicted model, not a curated record.
AUGUUCCUGAAGAAUUACCUGGACAUGUUCACGAAAGAUGCGCCACUGGAGGGAGAUGCUGGCCCUUCAGGUACUUACUUUCUGCCCUUGGAAGCCCUGGGGAGCAGCAGUCUGAGCCACGGGACCCCCAAAGAGAGAGUGACCCCGGCCCCUCUGAAUCCAGCGCAGUCAGGGGACGAGCUUCACAAGCCAGAGUUGGAAGGGAUGGUUCCCUCCGCACCUCAAGCCUCCGCGGCCGCAUCCAUGCUGCUUCCGCUUCCGGAGGAACCCGGCACCGGGCAUGCCUUCCCCCCCACGAGGAAGCCGACUUCGCUCAAGCAGGUGAACUUGACCAGGAGGCAGCUGAGGCCGAAGGCCACCACCACAGCAGCCGUGCAGAGGGCGGCGUCCCAGCCAGCAUCCUCGGACCUGGUCCUCCUCUCCUCUGCCACGGAGAAGCCCCGCCCACCUGGGGACCUGGACCCCGUGGCCUCCGCAGGGGAGGAGACCCACCCACUGUCGCUGUCAUCGGAGGAGCCCCUCUGGCUGGAGCAGAAGGAAGGUGCAGUCCCCACGACGCCCGCGCCCCUACAGAUCGCCCCCUUCACCUCGCAGCCGCUGGUGGCCCACACGCUCCCCCAGAGCCCCGACCCCGGGGCGCCCGCCGUGCCUGAGGAGGCCCACGAGGCUCCCCCGGGGGAUGCCAGCCCCAUGACCCUGAUGGACAAAUGUGAGAACGAGCUGACCGGGUCGGCCUCGGAGGAAAGCCAGGAGACCACGACGUCCACCAUCAUUACCACCACGGUCAUCACCACCGAGCAGGCCCCAGCUCUCUGCAGUGUGCGUUUCUCUGAUCCUGAAGGGUACAUCGACUCCAGUGAUUACCCACCGCUGCCCCUCAACAGCUUCCUGGAGUGCACGUACAACGUGACAGUCUACACUGGCUAUGGGGUGGAGCUCCAGGUGAAGAGUGUGAACCUGUCUGAGGGGGAGCUGCUUUCCAUCCGUGGGGUGGACGGCCCCUCCCUGACCAUUCUGGCCAACCACACCCUCCUGGUAGAGGGGCAGGUGAUCCGAAGCCCCACCAACACCAUCUCCGUCUACUUCCGGACCUUCCAGGACGAUGGCCUUGGGACCUUCCAGCUGCACUACCAGGCCUUCAUGCUGAGCUGCAGUUUUCCCCGCCGGCCCGACUACGGGGAUGUCAUGGUGAUGGACCUGCACUCAGGUGGGGUGGCCCACUUCCACUGCCACCUGGGUUACGAGCUCCAGGGUGCCAAGACGCUGACGUGCAUCAAUGCCUCCAAGCCCCACUGGAGCAGCCAGGAACCCAUCUGCUCAGCCCCUUGUGGAGGGGCUGUACACAACGCCACCAUUGGCCGCGUCCUGUCCCCAAGUCACUCUGGAAAUACCAAUGGGAGCCAGUUCUGUGUGUGGACAAUUGAAGCUCCAGAGGGCCAGAAGCUGCAUCUGCACUUUGAGAAGCUGUCACUGCAUGAGAAGGACAGGAUGAUGGUCUACAGUGGGCCGACCAACAAGUCCACUCUUCUCUACGACUCCCUCCAAACCGAGAACGUCCCCUUUGAGGGCCUGCUGAGUGAUGGCCACACCAUCUGCAUCGAAUUCAUGUCUGACCAGGGGCGGGUGGCCUCAGUCUUCAACAUCCGGUUCGAGGCCUUUGAGAAAGGCCACUGCUAUGAGCCCUACAUUCAGAACGGGAACUUCACCACGUCUGACCCAACCUAUAACGUCGGGACCAUAGUGGAGUUUACCUGCGACCCCGGCCACUCCCUGGAGCAGGGCCCGGCCAUCAUUGAGUGCAUCAACGUGCGGGACCCAUACUGGAACGACACAGAGCCCCUGUGCCGAGCCAUGUGUGGUGGGGAGCUCUCUGCCGUGGCCGGGGUGGUGCUGUCCCCAAACUGGCCAGAGCCCUACGUGGAAGGUGAAGAUUGUGUCUGGAAGAUCCACGUAGGGGAGGAGAAACGGAUCUUCUUAGAUAUCCAAUUCCUGAACCUAAGCAACAGCGACAUCCUGACCAUCUACGACGGUGAUGAGGUCAUGCCCCACAUCUUGGGACAGUACCUUGGAAACAGCGGACCCCAGAAGCUGUACUCGUCCACGCCGGACCUAACCAUCCAGUUCCACUCAGACCCUGCCGGGCUCAUCUUUGGGAAGGGCCAGGGAUUCAUCAUGAACUACAUAGAGGUGUCAAGGAACGACUCCUGCUCAGAUUUGCCCGAGAUCCAGAAUGGUUGGAAAACCACUUCUCAUACGGAGCUCGUGAGGGGAGCCAGAAUCACCUACCAGUGUGACCCCGGCUAUGACAUCGUGGGGAGCGACACCCUCACCUGCCAGUGGGACCUCAGCUGGAGCAGCGAUCCCCCAUUUUGUGAGAAAAUUAUGUACUGCACCGAUCCCGGGGAAGUAGACCACUCGACCCGCUUGAUUUCGGACCCCGUGCUGCUGGUGGGCACCACCAUCCAGUACACCUGCAACACGGGCUUCGUGCUGGAAGGGAGCUCCCUCCUGACCUGCUACAGCCGUGAAACCGGCACGCCCAUCUGGACCUCUCGCCUGCCCCACUGUGUUUCGGAGGAGUCCCUGGCAUGUGACAACCCAGGGUUACCUGAAAAUGGCUACCAAAUCCUGUACAAACGACUCUACCUGCCAGGAGAGUCCCUCACCUUCAUGUGCUAUGAGGGCUUCGAGCUUAUGGGCGAAGUGACCAUUCGAUGCAUCCUGGGACAGCCAUCCCACUGGAAUGGGCCACUGCCCGUCUGUAAAGUUAAUCAAGACAGCUUUGAACACGCUUUAGAAGUAGCAGAAGCGGCAGCCGAGACGUCUCUGGAAGGGGGAAACGUGGCACUGGCUAUCUUCAUCCCGGCCCUCCUCAUCUCCUUACUGCUGGGAGGAGCCUACAUUUACAUCACCAGAUGCCGCUAUUACUCCAACCUCCGCCUGCCCCUGAUGUACUCCCACCCCUACAGCCAGAUCACCGUGGAAACCGAGUUUGACAACCCCAUUUAUGAGACAGGGGAAACCAGAGAGUAUGAAGUUUCCAUCUAG